UUGUCAUAGCUGAAGGGAAGAUAAGGCCAGCGGUACCUAUUCUUGCUGCAAAGUGGGCAACUGAAUGCAACAUUGCAGUCAGAAACCAUAUUCCUGUGUUCAAGCAUUGGAAGGAAUAAAAGAAACGACCUGAGUGGAUAAAGACGUUUAUGGGAAUUCUUAGUGCAAAGUUUGAUGUUGACACAAGGGAUCCGACAAUUAAGAAAGCUUGUAUUGAGAUGAUGAAGCUUGUGGUUCGCCAACAACGUUACAAGUUGAAGAAGGAAUUUUUCGAUCCUUUUCCACUACAUUUAGUUAUGAAAACUUCUCCAGUCCAUUCCAUGUCUGAUAAACAGUGGAUUGACCUUGUGGAAUCAUGGAAGACUCCAAAAAAAUGGAGAUAUGUCAAACGAACAAAGACAAUCGAGGCAAUGUUAUGUUACAUCAAACUACCGGGUCCCGGAGUUACAUGGUCUUUGUUGAAAAUAUUGCAGAUAAGUACAGUGGUCAUGAACCUGAUGCAUUUGAUUUGUUCAAGGACUGCCACUACAGCAAGAAAAUGAAGGGCUACACGGCUGCUGUGCAGGCUGCAAUUGCUCAAAUGGAGAGCAAGUUAUCUACAACUACAGAAAGUGAAGCACCCAAGGCUGUGAAUCAGGUUGUAGCUGAUGUGCUGGCUGAGAAAACACGAAAGAAUCAGUUCCUUCGCAAUGUGGGGAUCGAGGUUGCACAACCUACAUCCAGUGAACAGAAUGGUGCUGUCCCAGAUCUGCAAGCAGAGAAUGCUGAACUUCGGUCGAUUAUCAACACCCAACAUAGACAUAUUGAUGAUUUGACAAUGAAGCAAGCUGAGCUGGAAGCGAAACUUGAACUAGUGCUAAGUCAGGUUCGACGAAGUUAAGCAACUGCAUAUGUUGUUCUGCGGUACCACUGCUACCAUUCUGCUGCUGCAUGCUGCUGUCUUUUGCUGCUUUUGGUGGAGUGCCUAUGUGCCAUGGGAUUGGAUGUGUUCUGCAACAAACUUUUGUUGCUGCAUCAGCAUUUUGUUGCAGAACACAUCAUGGGUGUGAUGUUGCUUCAACAAACUUGUUUGUUGUCAUGUUCAAUUUUUGGAUUGCUGGAUGUGUUUAUAUCUGGAUGAAAACUAGAGAUGA
Molecule: messenger RNA, 1133 nt
Organism: Panicum virgatum (switchgrass)
Lineage: Eukaryota; Viridiplantae; Streptophyta; Magnoliopsida; Poales; Poaceae
Exons: 5
Coding region: 356-880 (174 amino acids)
Source: RefSeq, a predicted model, not a curated record